AUGACUGAUAGACAAUGCAAAGUACAAAUUGGUGGUAAUAAAGAUAUAACAUUUGGAAAAAUAUUACUCUGGGUGCAUUCGAUAAUUUUUGAAAUUCCAUCUCUAUAUGAUAGAAAAGGGGAGAUGGUGGGGUUAAGAAUAGUAGACAAAAACCUGAACAAAGCCUUCUUUCAACUGGGUUUGAUAGUUGGCAAACAUCCGGGAUACUUUUUAAUCGUACCCAUUCUUCUGACGCUGCUAGGAAUGACAGGAUACCAAAGGAUACACAACAACAUAGACCCCGAAUACCUCUUUAGUCCUAUAAAUGGUGCUGGGAAAUACGAACGACAUAUAGUAGAAAGUUAUUUUAAAGUGAAUUACAGUAGUAGGUUUAGCGUGGCUAGGAUCACUAGAGCAGGACGAUUUGGCCGAGUGAUUCUAACCUCGAAAGAUGGCGACAAAAAUAUGUUACGAGUCGACGUUUGGAAGGAGAUGCGAUUGUUAGAUGGGUACAUCCAAAACAUGACUGUGCAACAUGACGAUGAAUAUUUCACGUAUAAAGAAAUAUGUGCCAAAUGGAUGACGGAUUGUUUCAAUAAUGACAUAUUGAAUUUGGAUUAUAUAAUGGAGGAUGUUGAAAGUAAAGCAAUAAACCUAACGUUCCCCCUGAUGUUCAACCCUGUAACGUGGGACGCCCAUGCUUUCCCGGUGUUUUUCGGUGGUACUGAAGUAAGCGAAGAUGGACUCAUCAUAAGCGUGCCUUCUGUACAACUCGUUUAUUUUGGAAAUUCUGACUCCAAAAAACUUGAAAACUUGGGUUCGGCGUGGGAAGACGCCUUUUUGGACCUUAUCGAACAAAUCCAAGACAAAGACAACAUAUUUAAACACAUCAGGAUAGCUCGAUUUGCCUCUAGAACCUUAGAUCACGAAUUAGAAAAAAAUACGAAAUCUGUUUUACCCUAUUUUACAUCCACGUUCGUUAUUAUGGCUAUCUUUUCAGUGGUUACCUGCAUGAUGUUCGAUUGGGUGAGAUCAAAACCAUGGUUAGGCCUGUUAGGUAAUAUCAGCGCUGCUAUGGCAACACUGUGUGCUUUUGGGCUGUGUAUGUACGCAGGUGUGGAUUUUAUAGGAUUAAACUUGGCAGCCCCGUUUUUGAUGAUAGGUAUUGGAAUAGAUGACACUUUUGUGAUGCUGGCAGCUUGGAGAAGAACGUCUAUAAAAACGCCUGUUCCUGAAAGAAUGGCGCAUAUGUUGAGUGAAGCUGCUGUCUCAAUUACUAUCACUUCUGUCACAGAUUUUUUCAGUUUUUGGAUUGGUAUAUUCAGUCCUUUUCCAUCUGUUACCAUAUUUUGUAUUUAUUCAGGUGCAGCGACGUUGCUAUUAUUCAUUUGGCAUUUGACAUUCUUCGCAGCCUGUGUUGCCAUCUCUGGAUAUUGUGAACAGAAAAAUUUACACGCAAUAUUCUGUUUCAAAGUUUUGCCCAAGUCCAAAUCAACCAAAAAGAACUUCCUCUACCGGUGGUUCUGCAGCGGAGGAGUAGACCCUAACGACAUAGACAAUCCACAAGACAACACCGAGCACGGUUUCAUGGUGUUCUUCAGGGACUAUUUCGGUGCCAUGCUAAAUAACGGUUGCGUCAAAUUCAUAAUUAUUAUUAUAUUCGCCCUAGUACAAGUUAUAGUAUCAGGCCAAUACGAUUACUCGGAUCCAAAAAUUCAAGCGGAAGUCGAAAAUCUAACGCAAACCUUCGAAAACACUUCCUACAUCUCAAACACACUAUAUACGGAAUCGUGGUUAAGAAGCUUCCUACAAUAUGCGCAAAGGAAUCAAGAUUACCUCAAUCUUACCAUUGACACGAACGAGGGCUUCAUAGAUUCCCUAAAAGAAUUAUGGUUGCCCCCUAGUAGUUCGUUCUCGUUGGACGUUAAAUUUGAUGAAAGCGGCGAAAAUAUUAUCGCCAUGAGGUUUUUAAUUCAAGCUGUCAAUAUAUCCGGUACAGAGCAUGAAAAAGAAAUGUUUGAACUGGUGAGGCCGUUGUCAAUCCAAAAUAUGAUAAUCGGUGCAGGUAUUAUGAUGUUGGUAACUUUUAUUUUCAUCCCAAACAUCCUUUGCUCGUUCUGGGUAGCUCUAUCGAUUGUUUCCAUUGAAGCUGGAGUUGUUGGUUAUAUGGCUUUAUGGGGAGUCAAUCUGGAUUCAAUAUCUAUGAUAAAUUUAAUAAUGUGUAUAGGUUUCAGUGUGGACUUCACUGCUCAUAUUUGUUAUGCCUACAUGUCUUCGAAAGCAAGAACGCCCAAUGAAAGGGUCAAGGACUCUUUGUACGCUCUAGGACUACCGAUAUUCCAAGGAUCCGUUAGUACCAUCCUGGGAAUGAUAGCACUGUUGCUGGCGGACAAUUAUAUAUUUUCCGUGUUUUUCAAAAUGGUGUUUUUAGUCGUGUUUUGCGGAGCCAUGCACGGAUUAUUUUUGUUGCCGGUACUUUUGUCCUUAUUUGGUCCAGGAUCUUGUACGAAAUAUUCGCCUGAAGAUGACAUAAAAUUGUCCAAAAUCGAAAAAUCUUUACCGCAUCCUUAUUGCAUCCCACAUCCUCAAUUUACUCUAAAUGGAAACAAUCUAGGAGCAGUGAAACCGUCAAAUACACCAAUCAUCGAAAGAUACACCAAAAAACCACAAACCCAAAAACUCUUCUCCGACAUGGAAAAAGAUCUUGGACUUGGUACCUCCGAGGAAAACUCAAGCGAAUCUUCCAUACAUUCACAAAAGAAACUACCCAUGGACGAUGCAGCGUUAGAAAGACGCUACAGAGAUGCAUGGAGAAGGAAUUCGGAAGCAGCCAUCUUGGGUUUUAGAAAUUCACAAGUGUUGGACAUCUUUGUCUCAACUCUUCUGGUAGCAUCCUGGUGUUCUGAUACAGGUAAAUUAGAGUCACUUGUCAAUAUGGGUUUAUCUGAUUUCAUCUGGUCAUUUGGGCUCGUCGAGGGUCUAGAUAAUGCCUCAGAAAUGUUGAUCAUGUUGGCUGGACGAAGCUCCAGGCGCAGGUCAAGAGCUGCUGACACCUCAAAUCUCCCACCAGCUGAACAUAGAAAUGACAACUUAUUGAGUCCCAGAUUCGAUCCCAACCGAAGAUAUUCUCCACCGCAAGAAAGAUACUCUAGACAAAACGGAGAUAACUUCGCCAGGUCUAGUUCCUAUCAUAACAUCAUUCAUCCCCGCUACGUAAAAGAAUCUAGGUUUCCUUAGUUUUAAAUAGUUUCGUUUUUUUUUAAUUUUCGGUGUUCAUUAUUAGAAAUAUUUUUUAUUUAUUUUUUACGUCUUAAUUUUUAGAAUUCUGUUGUAAAUAAUUUUUUAGAUUUUUGUUUUGUAAUUUAAAGGGAAAAUAUUUAUGAACAGUUUUGAAAUUGCGGGUAUGGAAAAUACGGUAUUUUUCUCUUUUUGAUUGAGAUCUACCCACAUGUAUUAAUAAUGGAAGUGAAUAUGCACUCCGGCAGUCAGAUUUUUAUUAAUUACAAUUGUGUUUUGACUGGCGGGACUUGAGCCACUACUUGUCCGAACAUUUUUUUAAAUUUUGUGACAAAUAUGUGUGUGUUUAUUAUUUUAAACGGUUUCAUUUCAGUUGACUGAUAAAUACUCUAAUUUUGAUUGAUAUUUUAAGUUAGUAAAGAUAUGUGUAGGCCUGAUUGUGUCCAUGGAUUUGUCGUUAAAUUAUAGUGAAGAAUAUAGGUUGAUGCUUAAAACAUUACGGGGACACAGUAUGCUUUUUACAGACCUUGUUCUAAUGGUUUUUAGGUAACAUUGAAGAACCUUUACCGAUGGCAUAGUAAAAGUAUUUCUUCUUUGAAAUAGAGGAUAUGGUUUAUUAAGGAAGAAUAUACCUAAGAAAGUUUUCUUUAAAAUUGAUCUUAACACAUUAGCUGCUACAUUGAUAUGUGAGAUUUUUUAAAAUAAUUUUGGGGGAUAAGUUUCCUUACUCUUAGAUACUGGCCUUUUCCCACUUAAAUACCUUUGUGCCUUACAAAAGCCUGUAUGUCCUAGAUCAAUUAUGUAAUGUGUCUCUGUUUAUUUAAAUUUUCUUCUAUAGUUAAUUAAUGUUAUAUCGUCUGGUCAGAUGACCAAAACAUUCUAAACUUAGUGGAAAGCAUAAAUUUACUGGGAAAAUAACCCUAUUAAAGUUCUAACCUGAUUUGUAAUUAAGCAGAGUAAGUCAUGUUGAUCAUGGUUCUCUAAUGAAAGUGAUCUUUCUUUGAGAUAUUCUUAGUAUUUGAUAUCAAGAAUAACAAGAAUAUAUUAUUACAUAGUGGGACAUUUGAAUUUACCGCUGAAACGUCCCUUGUCACUCAUACAGUUCCUGCGGUAUGUCAAAUGUCACACUUGAGCAGACUCUUCUGCGCAAGCGAUUGGAAGACAUGUUAAUUCAACAUUAAACAACAAUUAAAGUAUAACAAUAUUCAUUAUAUAAAUAGCAGACUCUUCUGCGCAAGUGUGACAUUUGACAUACCGCCGGAACUGUAUUAGCAAAGAGUAUAAUUAACACAAGAGAUCGCACUUAAAUGUUAAUCGAUCUGAAAGUCUGUGACCUUGAAAAUUCAAAAUAUUUUACGCGGGUAAAAUGUAUCUAAUCUAAAUAUAACCUAGCUUUCUUAUAAUUUCUUUUUUUUGGUUUAAACAUUUAUUUGUAAUGAAGGUCUGCAAUGAAAAAACUGCAAAAAUACUAAUCAAUUUUCUGGAUGUCAUUUUUCUCAUGUGACAGCAACUAAUGUUGUGAUUGGUGACACCAGACUUGUCAAAAAUACUCCAGACCAAUAGGGAGAAGGCAUCGAGGUCAACAUUAUUUUAAAAACCAGAAAAACAUAAAUUUUCUAAUAAUUACAAUAAUUUUGUCUUCAAGUGGCUUAAAACCUGAAUAUUUUUUACUUUUAGAUGUAAUUUUUCUCAUGCAACUAACAUGCUGAUUGGUGACCCCAGACUUGUCAAAAAUACCCCAGACCAAUAGGGAAAAGGUAACGAGGUCAUUGAGAUUUGAGCCGAAAUUUAACAUGGGAAGUAUAGGGAGUGACAGGCCUGUGGUAUUAGUGACAAGGGACAUUUCAGCGGUAAAUUCAAAUGUCCCACUAUGUAAUAUAUAUGUUAUUUAUUUUGCAAACUUUUAUAGUAAAUCACACACCGAUACUUGUUUACUUUAUCUUAUUGUUGGUGUUGUUGAUGUUUAUGUGGUGUUUAGCUUGGAUAUUGGUUGGAUCAUCAUGUAUUAGACAUUAGUUCCACAACUGUUACAAUAUGACGUAGGUAUUGCUGAACAAUAAUCUGUGAUUCAAUUUCUAUUCCCAAAAAAAGAGCAGUUGUAAUUUAUAGCAGAUAGAGCUACUGUUAAAUACUUUAAAUAGUUUACAGAAUUUCCAGAAUGUUCAUUUAGAUAAAUUACUUUCUUCAUCUAUAUAUUCAACCUUCCAUAAGGUAUAAUCUUCUGCAAUAAACCUAAAGUUCAUUACCUUUACAUUUGCCAAAUUCCUAUAUCCUGUAAGGAUCAAUUAUGGUAAAAAGAAAUAAAAACGUGUAAAUGGCUCCAAAUAGUUAAAUGAAUUUGUGAACUUUUGCUCAACUUGUACCUUUAGAGUACGUAUAAGAAUAUAUUUAGCUAAGAUUGUAC
Molecule: messenger RNA, 5620 nt
Organism: Psylliodes chrysocephalus
Lineage: Eukaryota; Metazoa; Arthropoda; Insecta; Coleoptera; Chrysomelidae
Source: the annotation of a GenBank genome assembly